AUGGAGCCCCUCUCCUUCCAGGAAUACAUCUGCUCCCUGGACCCUGCCACCCUGCCCCGAAUCCUCAGGAUUUGCUCCGGCGUCUACUUCCAAGGGUCCGUGUAUGAGAUCUCAGGCAACGAAUGCUGCUUGUCGACGGGCGACCUGCUGAAAGUCAUGGCUGUGGCGCUGCAGAAGGUCGUGUGUGAGGACACGAAGACAGGGCAGACGACGGAGCUGCCACCGACGUUUAAAG
This is a messenger RNA of Leptosomus discolor (cuckoo roller), 235 nucleotides long. The record is from RefSeq and is a predicted model, not a curated record. NCBI's taxonomy places the organism in Eukaryota, Metazoa, Chordata, Aves, Leptosomiformes, Leptosomidae.